AUGAAUACCUUAGCUGAGGCAACAUUUGAUAAUAUUUAUGCGGAUUAUAAUAUAUCCCUAAUUUUGAGUGUUCUAUGGGUCAUAAAGCAUGAAUUUGGCCACUACAACUCAACACCAUUGACAAUUGGACAGAGGGCUAAAAACUCCAAGAAUUUUCGUCUUCAGCAGGAUUUAAUAGAUGAAAUUUUCAAGAGAGUUAAACAAUGGAAUUCGGAGACAGUUUUCUUGAUGGAAGGCCAAACCUAUUCCAAUGGAACCGAAGACAUUUAUGCAUACAGUCAUGGCAAUCGUGAGAAGUCCAUAUGGUUUCUGGAUGGCUUGGAGGCCUACGACAGCUUUUCCGGUGUUUUACAUAAUUCCGAUAUGCACUUUCGUCGUUAUGGCUAUUUCCUAUUGGUCUACACGGGCAUGGAGAGGAAUCACUUGAAAAUUAUUCAAGAAAUGUUUAAUCGCCUAUUUGAUGCCUAUGUGAUCAAUGUAAUUGUGGUCACUCUAAUCGACAAAUAUCCCCUUGUGUAUACCUACUUUCCAUUUUCCUCAAACUCUUGCUACGUUUGGCAGCCCGAAAUAAUUGCCUCCUUUAAGGGUACUGAGAGUAAACCAAUCUUUUUCAAAGGCGAAAAGCUGUUCCCUAACAAGGUGGAGAAUAUGCACUCAUGCAAUUUGGCAGUGGUGACCUGGACUUUUAUGCCUUAUAUGAAGGUCGUGAAAGAUGCAAAAAGUGGCAAAUUUUUAUUUUUGAGUGGCAUUGAAGGAUGUUUGCUCAUGCUGUUGUCGCAACAUAUGAAUUUUAGCAUAACUAUCAAAGAGCCCAAGUCAUUGGAUAGAGGAGAUGUCUAUCCUAAUGGUAGUGCAACGGGUGCUGCUGGAAUGAUUUUAAGGAAGGAAGCCAAUAUCACCAUGAUUUCAUUUCUCUAUCAUCCGUAUCGUGCAAAUGUGUUGUCGGCCAGUGUUAGCUACAUCAAUAUUCCCUACUUCUUGGCUGUUUCACCGGGCAGAUCUCUGACAUCAUUUGAGCGUUUGAUAAAACCCUUCCAUUAUAUGGUCUGGACAUGUUUUAGUACUUCUUUUGCAAUAGCCGUAAUUUUCAUUCUCUAUAUCCGCCUGUUGGGGCAAACAAAAUUUAUGAAUUUUGUCUUUGGCCCCUUUAACCGGACACCGCUUACAAAUCUGGUAAUAAUUCUUUUGGGAGGAAUGAAUCAUAGUCGUGGUGCUUUGAGAAAUUUUGCACGCUACCUACUGGCAUUGUGGCUGCUGUAUACGAUGGUAUUGAGGGUAGCCUAUUCGGGUCAACUCUUUCGAAUUCUCAAAGACGCUAGUCACCAUCAAAGUAUGAAAAAUCUUGGCGAGGUUAUAGCUAAAAAUUGUACAAUUUAUGCUUAUCCCAUAGUGACAAAUGUUAUACAAAUAUCGUAUCCUGAGGCAAAAACGGCACACUUGGAUAUCAAUAAUCGAGCGAAUAGUAUCUUUGAAAGAAUAAGUCAGCCCAAGGAGGGUGACAACAUUGUACUUUACCUUUUGGAGUAUUCACUGCGUUACUAUAAUCAGAAAAAUCCCAAUCGGCGAGUGGUGAUUAUACGCCAACCCUUGAUUAUGGGGCAGAUUGUGUUCUACAUGCCACGCUAUUCGUAUUUGCAGCCGCAGCUCAAUAAUUUGAUCAUUCGAGUUUUAGAGUCGGGUAUAAUCAAACGAUUUGAAUCCAUGCUGUUUUAUGUGGAUUGGAAAAGUAAAGGUCAUCAGGUGGCACCUUCUCAACUUACCAUGCCAUUGUUAAGGGGUGUCUUUUUUGUCUAUGCGUUUUGCCUUGGCAUAAGCUUUGCCAUAUUUCUGUUGGAGUUGCGUAGCCAAAAUUCGGAAAGGUUACGAAAGUUGAUUGAUUUUUUGAAUAUGUAG
Molecule: messenger RNA, 1893 nt
Organism: Stomoxys calcitrans (stable fly)
Lineage: Eukaryota; Metazoa; Arthropoda; Insecta; Diptera; Muscidae
Exons: 3
Coding region: 1-1893 (630 amino acids)
Source: RefSeq, a predicted model, not a curated record